Egretta garzetta (little egret) is the source of this 2536-nucleotide messenger RNA. It is a transcript of the gene LURAP1, whose product is annotated as leucine rich adaptor protein 1. The coding region runs from base 1 to 762 and encodes 253 amino acids. Gene Ontology annotation, biological process: positive regulation of canonical NF-kappaB signal transduction; positive regulation of cytokine production. Lineage: Eukaryota; Metazoa; Chordata; Aves; Pelecaniformes; Ardeidae. The transcript has a single exon. The record is from RefSeq and is a predicted model, not a curated record.
AUGGUCCCCUGCAGGGUGUUCCCCUAUGCCGUUCUGUUCAUCAAGCAGAUUGGGAGACCUGCAGCCAUCACGGUGGGCACCUCUGCCAGGGUGGGCUGGGACUCAGGACCCUCGCCCACUGGGGUCACUUUGGUCCCCUCAAAAACCGUGCACUCUCUGUCUCCCUGCCAGGCCUACCUACGAGCGGUCGAUGUGAAGAUCCUGCAGCAGCUGGUGGUGGUGAACGAGGGCAUCGAGGCAGUGAAGUGGCUGCUGGAGGAGAGGAGCACCAACGACAGGCUGGACAGCAUCUCCGUCGGUAGCUACCUGGACACAUUGGCUGAUGACAUGGAUGAGUAUUCCCAAAACGCCGCUGAAACUGCCGCCGCAUCUGCGACGGGCAGAGCCCUGGUCAGGGCAGAGCAGGAUUGGGUCAGGAUCGACCCUGAGAGGGGUCUUGCAAAGCAAGAGAAGGGCAAAGCAGAGCAUGAGUGGCCCCACGUGGACCUCUCCCCACCUGGGCUGCCCCAGGAUCACCGGUUUGCUAAAGAGCCCCAGGUGGCCAACGGGUAUUUGGGCCAGCAGCCCUCCUCUCUGGAACCAGGCAGAGACACCAAAUUGCCGUCAGGAGCCGGGGAGAGGCUGGGGAAGGGGAACCCGGGCGGGAAGGCUCGGAAAGCCGAGGCUGACUUUGAGAACUGCAAACUCAACAGCAAACUGCACCUGGAGUACGAUGCCCACUGGCGCUGGCUCCAGUCUCAGGACGAUGUGACGUUCUUGUAGCCCAUGGCUUUGCCUUCCCAGUCCAGCUCUCCCAUCUGCCUGCCCCGCUUCACUUGUCUCUGCUUGGGAGAGUUGGGGUGGCUGGAGAGGGGGAGACAGGUUGGCUUGGUGGUGUUGCACUGUUCCUCUGACCCUCCUGUCAGUGUUCGGUGAUGCAGCCCUAAGGGACGGGGUGCUUGCCCCGUGGCAAAUUUCUGGGAGAGGCGGGAUGAGGUGGGUCCCUGUAAAUUUAAUCCUUUGCUCUGGGGUGGUGCUUGCAGGUGGCUGGUCGCUCCUCUGUUGUGUGUUGAUGUUGGUGGCAGGGAAGUGUUGGUGGGGAGACUUGGGACAGCAGGACUUCUGGGACCUUUCUCUGCCUCCACUUCUGCCCUCUAAUCCUCAGCUUCCCAUCUGCAAAAACUGGGGACCCUUCCUCCAAACCAGCUACCCAGGGAGGACAGGAGAUGCUCCCAUGCAUCCACAGCUCAGUGGCACCAGCUUGUGAGGUGCAAGGUACGGGGCAGGACCAUCAGCAGGGCAUCCCUGCUGGAUGUGCUCAUCUCCACCAUCGUCUUCAAGGCCAGUGUCCAUCCAGGGUGGAGUUGACCUGGGGCACCUGGGGUUUGGCCACAGCACACGGUGGAUGCUAAACCCCGCUUCCUGGUGGGUGAAGCCCUGCCUGGUUUAAAAGCCUCUGUGAAACUGAUCUGAAGUGUGAUCAGGGCGGUCACUGUAGCUGCUCCUGUUGGGCUGGGGAGCCUUCGUCCAUACCCUGGGGAGGAAGGAUGAUGGUGCAGACAUGAGAAGGGCAAAACACUGGGUGGGAGAUGGAGAUCCAGUUCUCCCAAUUUGUUUCUGGACUGGCUCUCACCUUGGGACCAGGUCCUGCAGAAAGCCCGGGACGUGGCAGUGUACGGGCAGCCUGGCAAAGCCUGCAGGGCUCAGGCUCACAAAGGCUCGUGCCUGAUGCAGCGUGAUGGGGGUGAUGGCUGGGAUUCUCCAUCUGUGUGUUGAAUGGUGCCAGGUCUCUGCCCCCUACCAGCAAACAGACACAUGAGGCUCCUCUACUGGGAUGGAUUUGCAGCGACCCUCCCCUCGAGACAUCUCCUCUGUCCUUUUAGCCUUGGCUUCUGCCUGUGCCUUUUACUGUCCACCCACCAUGCCUCCCAACACCCCCGUCGCCCCUCGCUGGCUUGUAGAGCAUGGCUUGCAGCUGGAGCUGUGUGCGAGCUUGGGCAGGACCUGUUCCCUUCACUGGGAAGGACCUGGGCAUCCUGCAGCCCCUUGCUUCAAGGAGAGGGGCUCUUCCACACGUGUGGACAAGCCUGGAGGGUCCUGGCUUCACAACCCACGGGUGCAUCUGUCCCCAGGCGAGUGCUGUGAGCGCUUUGCUUUCACCACAGUGCUGUCGCCCCCCCCUGCCUGCAUGGGUCGCAGCCUGGCUCUUUCCUUGCUGGGGUGGUGGGAUUGGAGACAACACCUUCUGAUGUCAAUGGGAAGCCAAGAGAGAGGGAAGACCUGGCUGUGACUAUUUCUAGAUGCAAGCUGACUGUGGUUAUGAAGGUGGUCAGGUGUACAAUGGGUUCAGCUUUGUGUCUGUGAAGUGGCACCUUCAGUGGAAACCGCCCUCUGUGCCGAGACUGCCCGAGCACUCUCCCUUCCCCCUGCAGAUCCUCAGGGCUUCCCUGGAUGGACAUGGAGAGCAGAACAACGUCCAAAAUUCCCGGAGACGGCACUUGUCGAGGACUUGGGGGAAUCCCAGCAAACUGGGACCAGGCUGCCCUGCAUGAGCAUC